Molecule: messenger RNA, 1128 nt
Organism: Prorocentrum cordatum
Lineage: Eukaryota; Dinophyceae; Prorocentrales; Prorocentraceae
Source: the annotation of a GenBank genome assembly
GCGUUCCAGGGCGCCGUGCUGGCCCGGCAGCUGGACGGACUUGCUCUCGCCCAACUUCGCUUGGCGGGCGCCUUCGGGGGCCUCGGCCUCCACCGAGAGGCCGAAGGCUGCAUCGCCGACGCUGCGCUCUGGGCGGCCUGGACUUCGAUGCAGCACCGCGUCCCGAGGCUAGCCAGAGGCCUCGGCAUGGCGCGCGUCCUGUGCUCAGGCGGCCCCGAGGCUCUCGAGGCCCGGCGGCGUUUGGAGCAGGCAGGCGUUUUGGUCGACGAGCAGGGCGGCGUGAAGUUCACCCCUGGCGCCCGCGUGGAGUACGCGAGCGGGCCGUGGGUCCGAGGCCUUGCUGUCAACGACCUGGGGGCUCUCAAGCGCCUCCCCGAGGCGUCGCUGCCGGCCGCUGCGCCGGGCGGCCUCCCCGCCAGAGCGCCACGCAGAUACGCCAGCCGCAUCUUCCGCCACCUGGAUGCUCUGGAGGCUACCCGGCUGUGGCGGGCGCUCAGUGUGGAGCGGCAGGAUCCGUUGUCCGCGGGGGUGCUGGGCGCCGGCGCGCUGUGGUCGCAGCACGCCGUGCGGGAGUGCGACUGGUUCCCCACCAGUUACUUCCGGGCCGCCGUUAUGCGCCGCCUGGGCGCCCUCAGCGCUCCGCCAGGCUCCGCGUGCCGGAUGCCGCGCAGAGCCGGCAACGACUCCGGCGAGGUCGAUAUGGAGCGCACGGUGCCGGAGCUGGCCCGGACCUCGGAGGCAGGGGCGGUGGUUGAGGCCGUCAUGGACCUCGUGUUCACGUUUCCCGGUUCCGUCCAACCGGAGGCCGCGGAGGCGGCGACCAUUGACAAGCGGGCCCAGGACGGCGCCGACGUCCUCACUGUUGCGUUCGAGACGUACGGCCGGCUCGGCGCCGGCACGCACAGCGCGCUCGAGCACCUGGCCUCGCAGGCUGGCGCGUGGCUCUGGGACCAGUGGGCAGUGCCGCGCUUGGUGCCCACCUGGAGGGCGGCGCUGGAGAGGAUCGUCCUCUUCGCCGCAGCCGACACUGAUCUGUUUGCGCUGGGCUGCGCGCCCACUGCGGCCGAGGCCCGGGCCGCCUGGGGCCGCGUGUUUGGUGGCGGCGGCGACGCAGGUACUGGUGGGUGA